This is a messenger RNA of Gloeophyllum trabeum ATCC 11539, 1900 nucleotides long. Its product is annotated as Pentulose kinase. Gene Ontology annotation, molecular function: phosphotransferase activity, alcohol group as acceptor; kinase activity. Gene Ontology annotation, biological process: carbohydrate metabolic process. The coding region runs from base 10 to 1764 and encodes 584 amino acids. The record is from RefSeq and is a predicted model, not a curated record. Lineage: Eukaryota; Fungi; Basidiomycota; Agaricomycetes; Gloeophyllales; Gloeophyllaceae. The transcript is spliced from 8 exons.
ACCACAACCAUGGCCAGCGAAAGCUACUACAUCGGCGUCGACGUCGGCACCGGCUCCGCGCGCGCAGGCCUUGUCAAGAAAGACGGCACGCUCGUCGCGUCGUCCACGCAGAACAUCACCACCUUCCGCGACCCGCAGGACCACCGCAUCUUCGAGCAGUCCACCAACGAGAUCUGGGCCGCCAUCGCAAAGACCAUCAAGGCCGUCCUCGCAGAGUCGAAGGUCCCCGCGUCCGCCGUCAAGGGCCUCGGCUUCGAUGCGACCUGCUCGCUCGCCGUCACCGACGAGAACGCAGAGCCCGUCGUCGUCACAAAGGGCGACCAGCUCGGCCAGAACGGCGACCGGAACAUCAUUCUCUGGGCCGACCACCGCGCCGAGGAGGAGGCCGAGCUCAUCAACAGCACGGGCUCCGUCGUGCUCGACUAUGUCGGCGGUACCAUGAGCUUGGAGAUGGAGGUCCCGAAGACGCUCUGGCUCAAAAGACGCAUGGACCCCAAGCUCUUCGCGCGCUGCCAGUUCUUCGACCUCCCCGACUUCCUCAGCUACCGCGCGACCGGCUACAACACGCGCUCCGUCUGCUCCAUCGCGUGCAAGUGCUCGUACGUGCCCGCCAAGGGCGGCUGGCAGGGCGACUUCUUCGAAAAGAUCGGCCUCCCCGAGUUCUCCAGGGAGAACUACCGCCAGAUGGGCGCCGCCGACGGGGACGUGCUCAGCGCGGGCCUGCCCGUGGGCAAGGGCCUCAGCAAGCGCGCGGCACAGGAGCUCGGGCUCGUCGAGGGAACCCCUGUGGGGAGCGCUGUGAUCGAUGCCUAUGCGGGCUGGCUAGGGACGAUCGCUGCGCGGUAUAAGGAGAAUGGUAAGCUGUCAGACGUUAGACCGUCCCUCGACGAGUCCAGACAGCGGCUCGCCGCCGUCGCUGGUACAAGUACAUGUUACGUUGUCCAGAGCCCCGAAGGUGUGUUCGUGGAUGGUGUAUGGGGACCUUACAGGGAUGUGCUCUUCCCCGGAUGGUGGUGUAACGAGGGCGGCCAGUCCUCUACGGGCCAGCUGAUCGACUUUAUGAUCACCACCCACCCUGCGUACAAAGAGCUCCAAGAGAAGGCGGAGAAGGAGAACACGAACAUCCACGAAGUGCUCCAUGAUACCCUCGUGAAGAUGAAGGAGGAGAACGGGGUGGAGACGUUCACCGAGCUCACCAAGGACCUCCAUUUCUACCCCGACCUGCACGGAAAUCGCUCGCCCAUCGCCGACCCGCGCAUGCGCGGCGCAAUCAUGGGCCUCACCCUCGACGCCGGCCUCGGCGACCUCGCGCGCAAGUUCAACGUCACCCUCGAAGCCAUCGCCCUGCAGACGCGCCACAUCGUCGACGAGAUGAACGCCAAGGGGCACGCGAUCCGCGCGAUCUACAUGUCCGGCGGGCAGGCGAAGAACGGCGCGCUCAUGGCGCUCCUCGCCAACACGUGCAAGAUGCCCGUCGUCACGCCCGCGAACGCGGGCAUCGCCGUCGUCCUCGGGAGCGCGAUGCUCGGGCGCUUCGCCGCCGAGUGGGAGGAGAUGGAGAGCAAGGGUGCGAAGGCGGACGCGAAGGCGCAGGCGCAGGGCUUGUGGGAUAUCAUGGUCGAGAUGACACCGCCAGGGACGCUGAUCCCGCCGGCGGCGAGUGACAAGGAGAAGAGGCUGUUGGAAGCCAAGUAUAAGAUUUUCCGGGAGACUAUUGAGAUCCAGAAGAGGUGGAGAAAAGAAAUGGAGGAUGCUGCGAAGUGAAGUGAUGAGGUGAAAAUGGAGGAAGUGCAUUUAGAACAAAAUCUUGUAUUGAUACUUCAUAGAAACAGGCUAUAGAAUCUGAGGGCAGUUUGGGUCAAACUUAUGGGUAUUAUCGCCAGCUUGAAGCUGUGUUGUC